GACAUGAUCACACUUCUCACAAACGCGUUCAGUCAGAGACGUACUAUUCUUCCAAAUCAUAACACUCUAGCGGUCGGUCCAGGAUGAGAGCUGUUCUUGUUCUCCUGCUCGUGGCUGUGGCUAGUGCAAAGGUGUACGACAGAUGUGACCUGGCUAGAAGGCUGAAGGCGGCAGGAAUGGAUGGCUACUAUGGAAACAGUUUGCCUAAUUGGGUCUGUCUUGCCAAAUGGGAGUCGAGCUAUAACACCCAGGCCACAAACCGAAACACUGACGGCUCCACCGAUUAUGGCAUCUUCCAGAUCAACAGCCGCUGGUGGUGUGAUGACGGGCGCACUCCAAGAGCAAAGAACGGCUGUGGUAUCCGCUGCAGUCAGCUGCUAACCGAUGAUCUGACAGUGGCGAUCAAUUGUGCCAAGCGUGUAGUGCGAGACCCAAAUGGAAUCGGAGCAUGGGUGGCUUGGAGGAAUCGCUGCAAGAACCGUGACCUGCAGUCCUAUGUGGCCGGCUGUGGGGUCUAAGCCCGGGCUGAAA
Molecule: messenger RNA, 531 nt
Organism: Esox lucius (northern pike)
Lineage: Eukaryota; Metazoa; Chordata; Actinopteri; Esociformes; Esocidae
Product: lysozyme C II
Exons: 4
Coding region: 84-518 (144 amino acids)
Molecular function (GO): lysozyme activity
Source: RefSeq, a predicted model, not a curated record